UUCUACAAUGUUAUUUUUCUGACUGCUGCUAGUGGACGAGAAAUUUGGUCUGGCGGAGAAGUGAGUGGGUUUGUGCUGGUGUUCGUGUUCGAUAUUGUGAUUUAUUAGUAAUAGAUCACGAAGAUGUCGUCACCGAGCGCUGGGAAACGUCGGAUGGACACAGAUGUCAUCAAACUCAUUGAAAGCAAGCACGAGGUGACCAUAUUGGGCGGGCUCAACGAGUUCUGCGUGAAAUUCUUCGGACCCCCAGGAACUCCAUACGAGGGUGGCGUGUGGCGAGUACGCGUACACCUCCCCGACCACUACCCCUUCAAGUCCCCCUCCAUCGGAUUUAUGAACAAGGUCUACCAUCCCAACAUCGACGAGGUAUCGGGCACUGUAUGCUUGGACGUUAUCAAUCAGGCCUGGACCGCGCUUUACGAUCUGUCGAACAUAUUCGAGUCGUUCCUACCACAGCUGCUGACGUACCCCAACCCCAUAGACCCCCUGAACGGAGACGCUGCCGCUAUGUACCUGCACAAGCCUGAAGAGUAUAAGAAGAAAGUUUCAGAUUACGUGAGAAGAUUCGCCACAGAAGAGGCUCUGCUCGAGAAAGACGCUAUCACCGGCAUGGGCGGCGCGCCGGCGUCCUCCUCCGCCAAGGCCAACGGCGCCGCCAACAACAACGCGUCCGACACCGAGAGCUCCAUGAGCGACUUCAGCGACGACGAGGCGCACGGCAUGGAGUUAUAACGCACGCCCGCGCCGCACUCGCUCACUGCCGCCGUGCCUGUCGGCUGCCGUUAGGUUUUACAAUUUAGAACUGACGGAACGUUGGGGGUUUCGAUAUUGUACACGGUUAAGGGAGUUCGUCUGCAAUUUUAAUUGAUUUAUUUAUACCUAUAUGCGGUUCGAUAGUAAAAAGUAGAAAUAAAAUAAAAAAUAAGAGCACCGCGAACAGUUUUGUGCGGUGCUCUAAUAACUAAAAUAUUCUACACGACGAUAUUCGUCAAAUAUAUGUCGAAUAAACGAAUAUUGUUAAAUUUAAAUGGUUGUAAACGACCAAGGUAGACAGUUGAAAGUAAUAAUAUUUGCUCUUUGAGCCAUCAUAUGAAUGCAGCUUAAUAUGUACCUAAAGUAAAUUAUUUUCUACUAUUUAUUGUCGGACUGAAAAUGUAUAAAUAAUUUUUCGUUAAUAUGUAGACGAGUCAAAGCCUUAACUAUGUACAAUAACUUUGAAAUUCACCUAUAAGUUGUUUGAAUUUGGAUCGUUGAAACGUUUCGGGAGCUGUUUUGAAUUUGGAAUCGGUUCGGAAGAUCGGCUCUGUUUGAAUUUCGAAUUUUGCUGUUUUAGCGAUGAAAAACGUCAGUACGGGACUAUGGUCCAAGGAUUUAGAAAUCAAUAAAGACAUGUCAGUACAAUGCAAUUUGUAACCUAAAAAUAUUUUAAUAACAGAACUUCCGUGAGACACAGACAAAUUAAAUAUAUUAAAAACGGGUCACUCACGUAUUUUACCUGCGGCCCGCAGUCUGCGCCGUUUUUCGCCUUAAAAUACGUGAGUGACCCGUUUUAUAAUAUAUUUAAUAUGCCUAAAAAUAUUUACAAAUUGUAUUGAAAUGAUAACUUUCGGGGACCAUAAGUGUCAGCAUUUGCUCUCGUGCUGCGUUCUCGUUCGUAAACUGUAUUUUAGUCCAACUUAUCAAUUUAUUAUUAACGACUAAUGCUGUAACUAUAAUUCUAAUAAUGGUUGGUAAAAUGUUAAAUCGCGUGAUAUAUCGAUGUCUGUCAUGUGGCUUCUCGAUUGCAAUUAUAAUUUUGAUAUAAAAGUCAACAGACCUGAGAGGGAUAGACAUUUACUGGGAAAGCAAUAUAUUAAAUUUUAUAAUUUUCGUCCUAAAGGCCUAAGACUCAAAGCCACAAAAAAUUAAAUAACAAUAUCUUGUGAAAUAUUCCGUAAAUUGAAUUCCUAAUGGUCUCUUGAUUUUAAUAGCGUCUUUUUUUGAUAACUCAUUUAUUCCUUAUUUUAUCAGAGUAAUAGAGUCAUUGAAAAGAGAAGCUCUAGAUCUUGAAAAUCAGCAAUAAAAUGCAAAUUUUCUUAAAAUAGCGAUGAUGCCUGCAGAUUUGAAUCGGUAUGUCUUUACUCUGUCGUCGUGUUCGCUACCAUAAAAUUUGCCAAAAAUCAUUUGGACUUUAAUUACCAAUAUUAUGUUUUUAAAUAUGCUACUCACAUAAUAAAAGACCUAAACUUUCAAGCCCAUUUUACAAUAGCUAAUCUUAGAUACUAUGUUAUAUCAUCGGUUUUAUUAUCACCUAUUAAACCUUACCAAUUUGCUGCUCACAUAAAUAUCCUAAAUUUAGCGUAUUGUAAGCCUUUUGAUUAAGGCCGUUACAGCGGGCCUAUGAUGAUCAUGAUUGUUAUACAAAAGUUACAGACGCUUUUGGUAGCAAAUACGACACAGAGUGAAUUUUUGAAUCAUCGUCAACCUCAAUAUGUUGAACCUGAUUAAAAUAUAACAUACAUAUCUGACAUCAGGAUAAUACUUGUACUUUUGUCGUCUAUCGUGUGAUAGCUCACUCUCGUACUUACAACAUUACUAGUUGGAAAGGGACAGACACAAAAUAAAAUAAUCGGUGAUAAUAAAUAAAACAAUAGCCCCAACCAAGUACAGAACCUCUUCCUUCUUGGAAUUGAAAUCAGUUAAAAAGUACAAUAAUGGUAGACACACUGUUGGACUAAAAAUUUAUAAUAGUCAUUUCUUUAAAAUUCAGUUUGCAUUUGUUGAGGUGACGACGAUUCAAAAACUCGAAUAAAAGUUGUAAAAGGGUUGUUCAACUUCGUGUUUAAAAGUUAUCGGUGUGUUAAGAAUUGAUUCAUAGCUCGGCUUGUCUUUUGUCCUGCUCUUAGGCUAGCGGCAAUAUGAAUAGGGAAUAAAGUGUUCACAAGUUUCGGUGUAACUAACUUUAGGGGUGCGGUUAUGUAGCGCUGAGUUAGGCACAUUUUUAAACAAAUUUGUUUUUUAUAAUGGUCCUAAAAUCUAUAAUAAGUCAACUUUUGCUUAUACAAACUCUUUGAGUUAGACCAAGAAAAGUCUGCAACGAUUUUGAUAGCGUACGCAGUGCAAAUGUUACUUUAUACAUAAGUACGUCAUAAUUUCAUAGAAGUUUGACAUUUAAAACAACACUUGCACUGCGUGUGCUAUCAAAAUAGUUACAGGCUUGGUCUAAUUCUAUACAUAAUAUUUUAAAUGCAAACUUCGCUGAGACUCUGACAUAUUAAGUACAUUUAAAAUGAGUCACUCACGCUUUCAAGCAUUCAAAUUUAAAACGUGAGUGACCCGUGUUAAUUUAUAAUAUACCCACAUUAUAUUUUGUUUUAUAUCUUGCAUUAAUUCUUAACGUUUGUAUUGGCAAGAUAUUUUAGAUAAAUAUGAUUUAUCACCUGAUUGUUAAUGGCAAAAACAACACUAUAACGUAAAUUGGACCUAUUAUAAAAAGCUAAAUUUGGUUUAAAAUCUGCUUGAAUUUUUCCGUAGGUGUCUUGUAUCAAACAUGUAAACGUUAGAUUUUAAAUGCGUAUGAUAACAUACUCAUAUUAAAAAAAAACCUUUUAAAACUCAAGUUAUAACACGCGUGAGUGAGCGAGGUAGCAUUUUGUAAAUAUCUUAAAUUCUGUCCCCAUAGCAUAAAACAACUUAAAUCUAAUGAGCCCGUCAUGGACUACAGUCAUCACUUUAUAUCUCAUAGGUAUUUAAAUAUUUUUUAUCGUAGCAUUAAUUUUUAAACGAACGAUGUGUCAUGUUUUGUGUUUUUCCCUUGACAUAAUUUCUACGGCAACAUUUGUCUAUUGUUUUUGACUCUGUUGUGAUUAUGAAAUGCGAAAUCUACAUCUGUGAUUUAUUCUCGAUUUUUAAAGUGUCAAUUCAGUGGUGAGGG
Messenger RNA from Cydia fagiglandana, 3913 nucleotides. RefSeq names its product ubiquitin-conjugating enzyme E2 H (gene UbcE2H). The transcript is spliced from 5 exons. The record is from RefSeq and is a predicted model, not a curated record. Gene Ontology annotation, biological process: protein polyubiquitination; ubiquitin-dependent protein catabolic process. Bases 124 to 732 code for a protein of 202 amino acids. NCBI's taxonomy places the organism in Eukaryota, Metazoa, Arthropoda, Insecta, Lepidoptera, Tortricidae. Gene Ontology annotation, cellular component: nucleus. Gene Ontology annotation, molecular function: ubiquitin conjugating enzyme activity.